GAGGCGCGGGGAGGGGGCACAGAAGCCUUUCUCCUCUCCCUCCUGCCUUCUCGCACUCCCAGUUUCCUUUCUGACAUCCAGGGCCGUGUGUGUGUAUACGUGGAAAAGGACGCAGCCAUCCUGUCUCCCGUUUUUUAAGCUUCACAAAGUUCUGAUGCUGUUGGAGUGACACAGAUGAAGCAGGAUAUCAUGAACUGAAGAAGAGACCCCCCGGAUCUUUUUGUUUUGUUUUUUGUAGUUUUCUACCUUUUUAAAAAAUAAAAAAGAAAGCAAGGACUUUUAAUGACAGCGCUUUGAAAUACAAGGGUUUUCUUUUUUUAAUUUUUGGAAAUUAAACCCCUCCCACAAUUCUCCUCGUGCUGUGAGGAUCUCCGCAGAACAUGGGGAGGAAAAAGAUCCAAAUCCAGAGGAUCACGGAUGAAAGGAACCGGCAGGUGACCUUCACCAAACGGAAGUUUGGGUUGAUGAAGAAAGCCUACGAGCUCAGCGUCCUGUGCGACUGCGAGAUUGCCCUGAUCAUUUUCAACCAUUCGAACAAACUGUUCCAGUAUGCCAGCACUGACAUGGACAAGGUGCUUCUGAAGUACACGGAGUACAACGAACCCCACGAGAGCCGGACCAACGCAGAUAUCAUUGAGACAUUAAGAAAGAAAGGUUUUAACGGCUGUGACAGCCCGGAACCUGACGGUGAUGACUCCAUCGACCAGAGCCCGCUGAUGGAGGACAAAUAUCGCAAAGCCAGCGAGGAUCUUGAUAUACUGUUCAAGCGCUACGGCUCUGCAGUUCCGGCUCCCAAUUUUGCCAUGCCCGUGACGGUUCCAGUGACCAACCAGAACACACUGCAGUUCAGUAACCCUGGAGGCUCCUUAGUGACUCAGUCUCUGGUGACCUCCUCGUUGACUGACCCACGGCUCCUGUCGCCACAGCAACCGGCCCUCCAGCGGAACACCGUUUCCCCGGGCCUACCACAGCGACCAGCCAGUGCUGGGGCAAUGCUUGGAGGAGACUUGAACAACACAAAUGGCGCCUGCCCAAGCCCAGUGGGGAAUGGUUAUGUCAGUGCCAGAGCCUCGCCUGGCCUCCUCCCCGUGUCCAACGGUAACAGCAUGGGCAAGGUCAUCCCUGCGAAGUCACCACCUCCACCACCCUCCCACGGCACCCAGUUGGCCGCCAACAACCGCAAACCAGACUUACGCGUCAUCACUUCACAGAGCGGGAAGGGACUCAUGCAUCAUUUGACGGAGGAUCAUUUGGAUUUGCAGAACACUCAGAGACUCGUCGUGUCUCAAGCGACACAUUCUUUGACCACACCAGUCGUUUCCGUGGCUACUCCGAGUCUCCUGACACAGGGCUUGCCCUUCUCGGCCAUGCCCACAGCAUACAACACAGACUAUCAGCUGACCAGCGCAGACCUUUCAUCCCUCCCAGCUUUCAGCUCACCGGGAGGACUGUCUCUUGGCAGCAUCUCUGCUUGGCAACAGCAGCAGCAGCAGCAGCAGCAGCAGCAGCAACAACAGCAGCAGCAGCAACAGCAGCAGCAGCAGCAGCAGCAACAUCUUGUUCCUGUAUCACUAAGUAACUUAAUACAAGGAAGCCACUUGUCUCAUGCCACCACAUUGACCAUCAACACCAACCCAAACAUCAGUAUCAAGUCGGAGCCCGUUUCGCCCAACCGGGAACGCAACACGGCCACGCCGCUCUCCUCCUUUCCUCACCAGGCCCGGCACGAGCCCACGGGACGUUCGCCCGUCGACAGCCUCAGCAGCAACGCCAGCUCCUACGAGGGCAACGAGCGGGAAGACCAGUCCCGGGCCGACUUCAGCUCCUCCCUCGGCCUCUUGAGACCCACCACCGAGGCCGAGGGGGAGAACCCGUCCGUCAAGCGCAUGCGCCUGGACGCUUGGGUGACAUAACUGCCUCCCCUUGUGGCCCAGCUCCCCCCUCCU
Molecule: messenger RNA, 1946 nt
Organism: Gekko japonicus
Lineage: Eukaryota; Metazoa; Chordata; Lepidosauria; Squamata; Gekkonidae
Gene: MEF2D
Product: myocyte enhancer factor 2D
Exons: 11
Coding region: 381-1913 (510 amino acids)
Biological process (GO): positive regulation of transcription by RNA polymerase II; cell differentiation
Molecular function (GO): histone deacetylase binding; protein dimerization activity; DNA-binding transcription factor activity, RNA polymerase II-specific
Source: RefSeq, a predicted model, not a curated record